Messenger RNA from Benincasa hispida (wax gourd), 2816 nucleotides. The record is from RefSeq and is a predicted model, not a curated record. NCBI's taxonomy places the organism in Eukaryota, Viridiplantae, Streptophyta, Magnoliopsida, Cucurbitales, Cucurbitaceae.
UCAUUUUUUUAAUUUGAAAUAUUUUGGAGAGAUCCGUGACCAUGAUCAUCCACUUCUGAUCUCUUACUCUCUCCGUCCCUCUCUUUUCCGUGCACCAGCCGCCGCUCCCAUUCACCGUGCUCUCUUCCAGCCGCCGCCCCUGCCGAUUUCUUCUCCGGCGCAUUGCCUUUCAGCUAGGCUCAAGGGCGGCGGUGCUACACGAGCUCACAACAGUGACGACAGAAGCCGGCGGCUUUCACCCCUGAACUGCAACGGCGAGGCUUUUCUUGGCUGAUUAUCGACUUUCGGCUGUGAUCCACACCACUUUUGGUCUCGAAUCAGUUUGUCAAAAACUUGAAGAGGACAGAACGUAGAAAUCGAACUUAUUCGAUAACCAACCAGACUACAUUUUAUGCUGUUUGGCGUCUUUCAGUAGAUUCGGAGAAGUUUCAUACCAAUUCAAACACCUUCCAGCAGCAAUUCAUGUCAAUUUGGUAAGAUUUGGAUGGUAAAGUUAUAUUUAAACCCUUUCAAUCUCGACUAAAGUAUGUUAGAUCAUUCUUUAACCUCUGGAAAGUCUCUGUUUGCAUUUUUGGACCUUUUGUUAGGCCAAGAGAUACCGUAGAACGAUACAUUUUUUGUUCUGUCUUGUGAUAGCUAUAGAAAUUCCUGAGCUCAUUAUCGAUUUAGGUUUUGCCAAUAACAUUGGAUGAAUGGUCUGAUGAUGCGAUUGAUGCAAUGAUAGAGAUUGGAGGAAAUGGUUUUGCUAAUGCAAUUAUAUGAGAUUUUUAAGUGCUAGCCACGAGGAGUGUUCAAAGUUCAUUUAGUAAGAUUCUUACUUGCAAGCCUUUAUAAAUAAUAAUGGAAGCGCUUCUAUUGGAUGAGACGGUGGAGGGCGCAGUUGAUUACAAUGGCCACCCAGUCUGCAGAUCCAAUUCUGGCGGCUGGAGAUCCGCCGCCCUCAUUAUAGGAGUGGAGGUUGCCGAAAGAUUUGCCUACUAUGGAGUUUCCUCCAACUUGAUUAACUUCUUGACGGACCAGCUCCAGCAGUCAACGGCCACUGCAGCUAAAAAUGUCAAUGCCUGGUCUGGUACCGCCUCCUUGCUACCUUUACUCGGCGCCUUUCUGGCUGAUUCCUUCCUUGGACGAUACCGUACUAUUGUUCUUUCCUCUGCCCUCUACAUUCUGGGCCUUGGGUUGUUGACCAUGUCUGCAAUGUUACCUUCUCCCAGCAUUUCUGCCUGCCAACAGACUGACAAAUCCCUACCAUGUUCCCCAAAUCUUGUCCGAGUAAUAUUGUUUUUCUUCUCCUUAUAUUUGGUGGCAUUGUCUCAAGGGGGACACAAGCCUUGCGUCCAAGCUUUUGGAGCUGACCAAUUUGAUGGACAACAUCCAAAAGAGAGCAAAGCUAAAAGCUCUUUCUUCAAUUGGUGGUACUUCGGUAUAUCAUUGGCCACUUUUCCAACUGUUUGUAUCUUGAGCUAUGUGCAAGAUAACCUCAGCUGGAGUCUUGGGUUUGGAAUUCCUUGUAUUGCUAUGGUUUUUGCACUUGUAAUCUUCUUGCUUGGAACUAGGACAUACAGGUUCAGUAGCAGAGGAGAUGAGGAAAACCCAUUUGUAAGAAUUGGACGGGUGUUUAUCAUUGCUGUAAGAAAUUGGCGAGUAAAUUCUUCAGAAAUAGCUCGUGAAGAGGAAAUCCGUGGCCUUUUACCGCAUCAUAACUCUAAACAAUUCAGGUUUCUCAACAAAGCUUUGAUUGUACCUGAUAGUUCGAAGGAAGACAGUCACGUAUGUAGCAUCAGUGAAGUUGAGGAAGCAAAAGCAGUACUGAGGCUUGUUCCGAUAUGGCUGACAUGCUUAGCAUAUGCUGUUGUAUUCUCUCAGUCAUCAACUUUCUUUACAAAACAAGGAGUCACCAUGGACAGAUCAUUAAUUCUUGGAUUUAAAGUACCAGCUGCUUCACUUCAAUCUUUUAUCAGUGUGGCCAUUGUCACUUCCCUCCCGAUAUACGAUCGUAUACUCAUUCCAAUUGCAAGAAAUUUCACUGGGAAGCCUUCUGGAAUUACAAUGCUACAAAGAAUUGGAUUUGGGAUGCUAUUAUCUGUUAUUUCCAUGGUCAUUGCUGCAUUAGUGGAGAUAAAAAGGCUCAAAACAGCUCAAGAAUAUGGUUUGGUUGACCUGCCGAAGGCGACUGUUCCUUUGAGUAUAUGGUGGCUGGUUCCUCAAUAUGUAUUAUUUGGAGUUGCCGAUGCUUUCACCAUGGUUGGCUUGCAGGAGUUUUUCUAUGACCAGGUUCCGAGUGGAUUAAGAAGCAUUGGUCUCUCCUUGUACUUGAGUAUUUUUGGCAUUGGCAACUUUUUAAGCAGCUUUCUCAUCUCUGUCAUUGAAAAAUUAACCAGUGGGGAUGGCAAACAAAGCUGGCUUGACAGCAAUCUCAACAAAGCUCAUCUUGAUUACUUCUACUGGUUGCUUGUUGGGCUUAGUGCUAUUGGGUUGGCUGCCUUCCUGUGUUCUGCAAGAACUUACAUCUAUAACAAGGCAAACACCACGUGAGCAUAAUUUCAUGGGGAGCAUUGUAAUUUAAAGCUAUGGUACGUAUGUACUGACAUUCAAAGGUUUGAAACUUAACUUCAUUUUUGGAGAAUUCUAUUUUUAGAGUCAUCUUGAUACUUACUUGUUUAGAAGUCUUUCCCAUGCUUUGUUGGAACAAGAAAUUACAUCCAUGAUAAGAAAAUACCACAUGAACUCCACCAUCUAGGAGAUUUGUAAUUUAAAACUAUGGGAUUAUUGGAUAUUCAUGUCAUAUAGCAAAAUCUAUCUGAGUGAAUUUGUUCUCA